Belonocnema kinseyi is the source of this 1870-nucleotide messenger RNA. RefSeq lists its product as uncharacterized. The coding region runs from base 79 to 1353 and encodes 424 amino acids. NCBI's taxonomy places the organism in Eukaryota, Metazoa, Arthropoda, Insecta, Hymenoptera, Cynipidae. The record is from RefSeq and is a predicted model, not a curated record. The transcript has a single exon.
GGGGGCAACGAAGUCACUCAGUCUUGGUGAGAACUUGGUUGAGUUUAGCUGAUACGUGGUGCAACGAUUCCUAGAAAAAUGGUAACUCAGCUGUGUACACUGUCCCUUCUACUAGUUUUUGCUCAAGGCAAGCCAGUGACCUACGACCAACGUCAAGAUGGAAGUUUUAAUCUUCACGCACAAUUAGACAACAUCAUGAUCGUGAUUGCCACUCCUGGAGAUAAAGGACCCAGCAGCCUUUUCAGUGACAUUGCUUCUCAAAUUCUAGAAUUGAGAAGCCUUACUUCCAGAAACAAAAAAGUCUCCGUCGAGGAUGAAGAAAUCGUCGAACAAGGAAAAGAUCCACUCAGCGUGAGGAUUUUGCGAAUUGAAGGUCAAAAUGAUGCGGAAGGGAAUGGGGGUCAAAGUCAAGGACUGGGAAGUUUAAAUCUAUCUGAAGAACUUCCAGGUGAAGGAGCAGCCGUGAAUCAAAUCAGGGCCUUCGAUUUAUCGAAAAUUGAUGACAUCCAGCAGAUUAUGACUAAGACAGAUAAGUAUAUUAAGGAUACAAUUAAAGAAAUGUCCAACAAGAAGAUGGAAGAAAAACCAGAACUCAUUCCUGAAAGCCUGGAAAAGGAAGUUCCACUGAUUGCCGGACAGCAGGACAUCAUUCUAAGUUCCGCAAAACAGGAAAUUCCAGAGAUGGAACGAUUGCCAGGUAAAUUAGUUUUUCACGGAACGAUUGUCGAGGUAGAUAAAGCAACUGGUAAAAUAGUUCACAACUUUGAAAAUAAGAAGCCCAUUGAGAAUAAACCUAGUGACAAGAAGUUGGCGAAAAUUGAUAUUCAGGAAAAGAUUUUUGAGAAAUCAGGUGUUACUGAGGACAAAGAAAAAAUUACUCCUGAACUUCAAGAGAAGGCUCCGAUUAUUCUACAAGUAUCCGAGAAAAUGAAAGAAAAGAUUUCACCAGUAAGUGAAGAGAUAGCAAUUCUUCCUAAACAAUUGGAAAACCAAGAAGAGAAAAUUAAGAAACAAGGAAAACCCGAAAUCUCGGAAGCUAUUGAAAAUAAGGUAAAUAAGGAGAAGAAAAUUGCAGUCAAAAAUGAAGACAAGGUGGAUUCAAAGGGUGAAAGAACUGAAAGGGAAUUGCGAGCUCCUGCGAAUGAUUCAAAAAGUCGGAUGUCCUGGAAAAAGGAAUUGCCGAGGAUUGAGGAUCUGAAUGAAGAAUAUGCACCUAGUGAUAAAAACGAAGUUCGUCUUAUCGUUAAAGAAAUUUCUCAAUUAAAACCCAUUGGAGAUAUGAUCGAGAACUGUGGACCCGGAAGAAUUCGCAAUCGAUACGGAAUUUGUCAAUUCGAUGAGUCUUUCAAUUAAAUAUUUUUUAUCGCAUAUUCUUAAUAAUCUCAAGUCUAUUUUCAAUAUAUAAACGAAUAUAUUCAAAUAUUUAAUCUUCCCUCAUUUUUACUCAGACUUAUUUAUUUUGUUCUCCAUUUGCUCAAUUGUGUGAACUAGCUUUAAGAUGCUUUUAGUAUUCGGAUAGAUUUUUUAACAAGAGUUUAAAAUGUAGUUCAGAGGAAGUCUACAAACAAUUUAUUUUAUAAAUUUGAAGUAUUAUUUGUAUGCAUGAGACGUAAAUUAUUAAGAUUAUGAAAACAAAAGAAUGAUAAUCUGGAAGUGUAUGUGAGGUUAACAAAUUAAUUUAGAACAGUUGUAGCGCUUAUGAGAAGAUUGUGUAAUAAAGACUUCACUCAAGGUCGAUUACGUUUUCGCACCCAUUCAUUACUGUAACUCGAUUGCGUUGGCACUUGUUUUUUAAUAUCAAUUGACUUCGUUUAUUUAUAAACUAUUUUUUUUUACUUUUAUGUAGAAAACAGGCAAAGUACGAAUAAAA